This is a messenger RNA of Amoebophrya sp. A120, 12893 nucleotides long. Lineage: Eukaryota; Dinophyceae; Syndiniales; Amoebophryaceae. The record is from the annotation of a GenBank genome assembly.
AGCUAAACUUCUUAGCAACCCCAACAAAUUUUCUAGAAAUUCUUCUUUAAUAGCGUUAGGGAUUCGCAACUGCAUUAUGUCUGUGUGGUGUGUUUCAAUCUUGAAGAAAAGCUAGACAUUCAUCUUUCCCCUAUUUUAGCGCUUGUUUAAAUCUAAGAAGCUGCCUCUACCGGUACUGAUUAGGACCCCUGAUCGGACGUAGAGUAGCUAGGUAAUUUGUGCUCGUUUUUCAACAGUCGAAAAAACUUUUUACCCAUAAGAUUUUAAUUUUCUCAUCCUAUCAAGAAAAAUCCCCCAUCAAAACAUGAAAUCCAUUUCCAGGAUGAUGAGUUUUCCUUUUUCCCUCUCGGCGCUCUUUCAACUCUUGUUCACCACCAGCCUGUACGCUCUUGUUGGCGCUUACGGUCUUCAAGUGCAGAAGCGGCACAGCGAGGUCACCCGGUCGGUCAUUCGAAAUAGGCCAAAGAAGACUACAUCAAAGAAGACACGAGGGGGCAGCGGCAAACAUGCAAAUUCGGAUUCGAUUGCUGAUGCUGGUGCACGACAAACAAUACAAGUGCAAGAUGAAGCAGACGCGGACCACCUGCACAGCAGGGUGGCUGCGCCUAGCGCCAGUUUGGAAGUGGCACACGGCACGACUGGAGAACCUCCGCAUGCUGCGCCACAUCAACCCACGGGCCAUCUUUCCGAGGUUCAAGAUGUGCAAUUUGACGAUGUUGACGAGGAUCAUUACAACGAUCACGACGCACAGGACCUUGAAGAGCCUGAACAGGAUCAGCAGACCAUCGACGUGGAUGUGGAUCAGGCAGCUACACGACUGUCCAGACACGACGAUCCUGCAGAUGAACAAGUGCUCUCCACUUUCAUCGCGCUCGCUCUCGGCGAAGAAGCAAAGACCGCUUUUGCCCGCACUACCGCAAAAAUGACCGCCGCUGACGGGGACGUCUGCUUCAUGAUCAUCGGUGGCAUUGCCGGUGCCGUUUUGCUCAUUGCGGGCAUCAUCGUCGGCUGUUGGUGCUACUUUUCCCGAGAAAACAAGCGAAAGACCGAAUCAAUGAAGCGAAAGGAAGCCAAACCCAAGCAGCCGCCCCCGGUUGACGCCGCUCCCGCGUACCAGAAACUGCUCGAUACGUAUAAGUUCAACGAGGAGGACGCCCGGGUUUUGUCCGAAAAGCUCGCAGACCCGAAUGUGGACGGCUCGGAAGAAGUGCCGCAAGAGCAGGUAGAUCUGAUUCGCAAAUACGCGGGAGGAAGGAGAGGAUCUGGGGAGGAACUACCCGAAGGAGGAGGAGGUGCUCGUACGACUACUUCACUCCAGCAAGGAGCAGAUGCGGCUGCAUCUCCUGCACAUGUGGUUGCUGCUGCCACUGGCGACGAACAAGUUCUUCAAGCGCAACAAGUAGAUCAGGACCAAGAACAACCCGAAGUCACAACCGCCACGACAGCGCGAGCCUCCGCCGCAGAACAGGAGCAGCCCGGGACGGGUGAGCAACCCGCGCUGAGGAAAAGUUCCGCACGUGACGUUGCAGUUGCUCCUACAGGUGGUCCGGUUUUUUCGUCAUCUGCCGCUGGUGCAACUACCAAGAGGACUUCUACAUCCGCGACCGCUCCAGCGCAGCCCGCUUUGGAGGUUCUUAGUACACCGCAAAACAGCUUCUCAGCCGAAGGAAAUAAGUUGAUCAACACGAUUGGUUCCAUCCGUGCAUUUCUCGCGACGCAGGAAAAAAUUCUAUCCAGUGCAAAAGUAUCGUACUAGUAUAAAUCGCAUUACAAAUCACCUCAGCAUUACAAAUCAAAUCUGUAAUGCUGUUUCACCUUAGGAGAGAGAUUUGUCAUGCAUAACAGCAAUUACUACGAGUACGAUACUUUUGCAAUGCAUAAAUUCCCACGAAAUACGAGGUGUACCUGCAGAUUUUUCGCAAAUUGUUUGCGAAAACCAUGCACGAGUUCCCGGAACUGUUUCCGGAUUUGUUGGAGGAAACCGCGGUUUUGCAGCUAGAAGACGCGAAGAAGAACCCCGUGGCCCGCACCAUGGACUACAACGUCGUGAAUUCCGUUGUGCGAGCCGCGUCGAUGCGAAACCGCCUCAGUCUGGAAAGCAAGCAAAACAAAUCUGCGGGCAGCAACAAGGGUGAGGCAGCUCUACUUGCGGAGGAAAACGAAAAGGAAAUGAAUUUUGCGAACAAUAAUUCUAGUUCCGCUGCUCUUCUUCUGAGCAACAAGCAAGAGAAGCGCAUGAACUUGAAUCUUGCGGCGAAGAGAAUCGAGGCGCAGGCGCAGCUGGUCGCGGACGCUUUGGCGGAUGCAAAUUUACAAGCGGGAGACGCUUUACCCGUCGAGGUCUUCGCCCCCUUGCAGAUCUACGGCUUCGAAAGCACCGACACGCUGUCUUACGCGCGCUGCUGGGUCGAAACGGGCACGCAGUCGCCGGACGCGGCCGCGAAGCGGAUGAGUUUGAGCAACGGCGAGCGGUUCGCGUCCGCGGUAGCCACGGACUUGGUUCCGCGGGAAGUGCACAAGCUGAUUCCUUCGAAGAACCUGGUUUUGCACAUGCUGAAGAAGCGGCUCAAAAUGAAUCUUACUGGUACACAGCAAGGACAAACUAAUACUAGCGCUCAUAAGAACCUCGAUGAAGUCCUGUUCGGUUUGGAGCGUCCCAACGCGGACCAGCAUUUGGGUCUCCUUAAGCCACUCUGGACCACCCCGGCGGGGGAGGAGGAUUCCAACAAAAGCAAGGCGAAGAAGAGUGGGGAUGAUGAAACGAAAUCCGACGGCGCCGGUGGGUCUAACAACCCUAAUGGCUCCGCCGUCCCCCUCGCGUUCCUUCACACCGUGGAACGGGAGGAGCUUUCCCCUGAAUUAUUGCAGCUCCUCUUACCCUUCGGGUUCCAGAGCAACGACAGUGUGCAACGAGUGCAGCACUGGAUCUUCCACGGGUGUAUUACCCCCGUGGACGACCUGCCGCCCCGCGCGCACUACUGCGCGACAAGGCUAAUGAAAACCCUCGGGAAGGACGGCGAGCGAGAGUUUUUCAACAUGUCAGUGGACCACGGGACGAGUUCGUCGACCUCCUUCGAGAGCCCUUUAGUGGGUUCCGAGCAGAUGAUCACGCAAGCGUUUUUCGAACCCCAGGAACUCGAACUCCGUGGCGCGUCGCACAACACGGACGACGUGCAGCAAUUGAUCGGCACGGGCGCGCUGUUGGAAAACGCCGUGCAGAUUCACAAACUGCAGGACCAGCCCGCGGAGUUGCUCUUUUUCAACCAAUUGGUCCAAAAUUGCGGCUUCGAUCCCAUCACGGACAACCAGCUCGGCUUUGUUCGUGAGUGGAUCUGGGCGGGCAGUCCGUUGAUUGCGAACGAAGUCCCGCUGCGGGUGCACCGGUUGCGGAAAAUUCUGCUGGAAAACUCGAUUUUGGACCAAGAGAAGUGCUUUGUCAUUGCGGAUGUCGUGGCCCACCCGGAUAAAUACGAUCCGAUGAUCACGUUGAAGGAAUUACUCCGCGCGUUAGAACAGUAUCAAAUGUAAAAGUGUCUGGGUCUGGAAGAUUCUGAGACUUGUCAUGCAUGUUUUGCAUUGGGAUUGGCCAUGAUGUCUGUGAUGCAUGCCCUAGCAUCACAGAUUUUUUGAGGGCUUCGCGAUGCCUAUUCCGCAUGACAAAUGCCCUCUCCGCGCAGCAAAAAUUGCAUUCCCUUUGCUGCUCAUGCAAUACAGAUUUUUUUGGAAUCCAAAAGCAUCACAAGUUGCAUUCUUCCAGACCCAGACAUUUUUACAUUUGAUAAACAGGUAAAGGAAGCGAAAGAGAAGCCGAAGAACUCCCGCUCCUCCGAAGCGACGUUUGGGCGCACGAGCAAGGCUUCGACUGUAUCCAAUAAGUCUGGGCAGACCAACACCAACACCAACACCGCGCCCUUCACGCAGAACAGCACGGAGAAGCUGGCGAUCCACGGUCUGAUGUCGGCCUACGGGUUCCGGGAGGAGGAUGACAUUCUGAAGAUCCGGCGGUGGGUGAUCUUGCAUUGUCCGAAGAAUGUGGUGCAGUUGAUCCCCAACCUUUCCCAAGCCGCGGAGCACUUGGAGAAGAAUUGCGGGUUAAAGCCCCGCCACGCGGUCAAUGUCGCGAACAUUGCCGCGAACAAGGCGAUUCCAGAAGAGAAAACGCUGGGGUCUGUGGUUUUAGAAAAGGAGGAUCAGCUCGGGAUUUUGCUGGACAUUCUGGAACCCUUCGGCUUUGACUGCGACACGGACACGGUUGGGAAUCUCCGCGCGUGGAUCAACUAUGACUGCCCGGACCGGCUUUCCGAAGUGGGGAAGUUAAUUGAGAAACAAAAGGAGCGGAACGCGGUUCUCGGAAUCAUGGAAGUUGACAUGGCGGGUGGACCACUGUUUAUGCAGAGUGUUGUUGAGAAGCCGGUCAUUGCCGAGCAGCAAUUCUGGUGGAGCUGGUGGAACCGGCUGACGAAAGGAAGAGCUUCGAAGGACCUUUCUCGCACGAGCAAUAAAGUGUUAGACCCGACGUCGCUCCCCGAGCGCGCGGUUCUGGUCAAGCACCUGCGGUCCGGCGGGGUGGCGAAGCCGUACGCGAAAAAACUGGCCGACGCGGUCACGGAUCCGACGUGUAGCAUGCCCCGCACGGAAAUCAUUCCUUCGACGGGACCGGAGAAGAUGGGUGUAUUGCAGAAAUCGUUCGGCUUGCACAUGGGCGACAGCAUCGCGAAGGCGCGGAGUGUUCUCUUCGACAGUCUGAGCAAAAACCCGAACGGGCUGGGCCAAGCGGGCUCGCGGUCGAAGAUGUUGGAGCGGGAGUUUGGAUCCCCCGUGCCGGGUGCGUUACAGGAGAAGCAGCGCGACAUUUACAAGGACGUUUUACAUGACGCCGGCAGCACGCUCGAGUACAGCACCGUUGUGGCCGACGCCUUGGUCAUCAGCAAACGGGGUGGGGCCGCCCUUGACGGCACGAAGCAUCUACCCGCCCCGUUGGACCAGGGGGACGCGAUCGUGCUGAGCCUGCGGCUGGGCAUUGACCCAGCCACGGACACCAUCGCUUCGGCCAGGACGAAAAUCGAGGCGAUCGUGAAGGCGCAGGAAACCGACCACGAGGAGAGCGACGACAGCAGUAGGUCAAAGAACACGACGUCGCGCGCGAGUGCCGCGAUGGCCACGCAGGCGACGGAAUACGAGGACAUUUUGAAGUCUGGUGGCGGACCGCCGCACGUGAACAAGACGAUCAUGAUUAAAUCGAUGAUUUUGCAAGAGGCGAAGAAGCUGGGGAACGAAGUGCAAAUUGUCAACUCGUCGGAGGAAGAAACCGAAGAGUCAGAACUGGAAGGUGUAGGUGGCGGUUCUAAAAAGAAACUACAAAUGGAGACCCACAUCAGUGGCCGCACCGAGGGACCCUCGCGGCGGGACGUCGCAACAAUCGGGCUCAAGAUGUCGGCCCCGGGCUCGGUGGGCGAGCUCCACGAAUCUGCGCCGGCGCCCCUGGGCGACCCUGCGUUGCUGGCCAAGUUGUUCAUCAACGUGGGGUUAGACCCGGACUUUGCGCUCGGGUUAUCAAAACUUCUAGUCGACCCCAACGUGAGCCGGAAGCGGCAGCUGAACGCAGAUUUGAGUUGGCAGGACAAUGAGGUGCUCAACGCCAUGGGGUUUGGCUCCGUCGAGAAAAAAACCGUCGGCGCGUUUCGCGACUGGGUCAACCGCGCGACCGCAGGGGCUUUCUCGACGACGCAGCUGGCCAGCGCCAAGGACGUGGACGGGUACGCGCGCGAGAUGCUGAUCUUGGUCGGAUUCUCGCCGGAGUACGCGAAGAGAUUGGGCAAGCAGUGCGAAAGUAAAAGUGUCACUGACGACGCCGAGCUAACCCCUCCGGGCGGGAAAAAAACCGGGGAUUUGAUGCGGUUUGCGCAACUGGGGCUCCUCCUUUCCCCCGAAGAGGCGGUCAAGCAGCAUGGAAGCAAGCGGAAGAAGGAGCUCCGCGCGGCGUUGGAUGCUAGUGAGCAGACCGCAGCAGAAAAGCACAAGAUCAAGGCCAACGUGAAAGCCAAGGGCGACCUGUUUUGGCUCAAGGCCCGCACCCGGACGAAGAAUCUGGAAAACGAGCGCCCGCCCUCGAUUGUGAAGAUGAGCAUGGCCACGGUCAAACGCAAAACCCUCCCCGCGGACGUGGUUCUCCACCUCCUCCCCACGGUCGGCCGCAUCCGCGCCUUCGUGUUCGACCUGCACGAGCUACCCGCACUGGCGCAAAUGGCAGAACUCCCUCUACCGGAGCACGACGAAGCGUUGUUCAUCCUGCAGAAGCGCGGGUUCAGCGCGGAAUACGCACAGCAACUCGCCGAGCAGUUGGUCGAGGCCCCGGUGGAAACCGUCCCGGACUCGGACCCGAUUCCCGAGCCCCGCGGCGCCGACCGGUCCGCGCUGGAAGCGCUGGGUCUCGGUCCCACCGCGAACUGCGGGCUGUUGCGCGGGUUUCUGGCCGCCGCGGAGAUGCCGUGUCGCAUGCUCGGGAUGCAAAAAGCGCCGGACGAAGACAUCGUGGCUUCGGGUGGAGGUGCGGGGGGACCUGCGGUUAAUAACAACCAGGGGACGUCGAUCUUCGGGACCUUUGCGGGUGCGAUCCUCGGCACGAGCACGACCGAACAGCAAGUCCAGUCGCUCCCCCCCAGCCAGCAACCACUGUCUUCCUUUCGGCCCAGCUCCACGCACGAAAGCCGGCACAGCUCCACCCACAUCACGGGUAUGUUUGGAUCGGAAGCACUAUCGGGAGCAGGGAAGAAAACGCAGACCGUCCUCAUUACCGAAGAACAACAAAAACAGCACACAGCAAGCGUGAAUUUAUUGCAAGAAGCUGGAGCACCAGCCCUGCAAUCGCUGUACCAGCACACGGAGUUGAAAGAGCAAACGGCCAGUGCCCGGUCGAUGAAGAAGGCAGAAAUCUCGCAUGUGGAAGUCGAGCAAAUUUUGACCGAAGAUUUAGGCGCGACGGUGAAAUACGCGUCCGGGUUGGCCACGCAGAUUUUGGACGACACGGUUCACCCCGACACACAGAUUGUCACUCCUCCACCCAACAACUUCCCUCUCUCCUUCUCAAAAGACCAGGCUGCCCAGCAGGCGUACGACCUUAAGGGCGAGAAGGAGUGCGUGGGGAAAUUACGAACUUUACUUCAUGCACUGGUCCAGGUGCGGAGGUUGGCCCAGAUUCGGAUCGACAAGAAUCUGGAGAUUAGUGACAUGAGCGGGGACGAGGAGCAGCAAAUGUCUCCCGCUGCGGCGAAGACUUCGCAGCGGAAGACGAAGGCUUCGGCUGCUUUUGUCGAGGACGAUUACCCGGUAGCUGCGGCAGCAAAUGCCUACGACGCGGAAGUCGCCACGCGGACCACGACUCCAUUUACGACGGACGGGACAGCUGCGCUGGCCGAGUACCAGCAGAUUCAGUACCGUCUGCCCCGGCAGGACGGGGCGGACUUGGAGUGCUCCCGCGCAGAAGUCCUCGCCAUUUUACUAAACAUGGGCUUCACCCGCGUGUACAGCGAGGUAGUCAUGCGGCAGCUACUAUCAACUGCAAAUAUGUCUGGGUCUGGAAAGAAUGGGAUUUGUGAUGCUAGUUGUUGACCACACAAAAAUCUGUAUUGCAAGAGAGGCAAAAGACACUCAGACUGCUGCCACCCGGAGUGGGCAUUUCUCAUGCAGUACAGGCAUGAACAAACCUUUGCGAAAGCUGCGAUGCUAGAGCAUGCAUCACAGGUAUCGCGAGCCAUGUACAAUUUGCAUGACAAACUCCCCAAAUCUUCCAGACCCAGACAUAUCUGCAAUGCAUAGCUGCUCAGUCCCAUGGUGCCGGAGUCCGCGGUCUUGGCCCCGGUGCCGGUUUGGGACAGUCAAAACAUCUUCGCUCUGUAUCCUGCGUAAAAACGUCCCCACCCCAGAGUUGUCAUGCAAAUCUGCACGCUGAAGAUGUUUCUCAUGCGGAGCCCCAUGAGAAGCAUUUUUCAGUCGUGUUUUGGAAUUUGUCAUGCUCCAAUCAGCAUGAUGUAGUAGAUCUGCGAUGCUGCUGAGCUAGCUCAAACAGCACUACAAUACAAGUCUAAAUUUGUCAUGCAAAACAGCCAAAACUUGUGGAUUUGUCUAGCCGAGUCCCCAUCUUGACUAUGGGGCAGGGACGUUUUUACAAAGGAUACUCUGUUCCCCAAACCUAUCAACCACGUGGGAAAAAUGCGCGCGUUUGUGCAGUCCUGGUGGCGCGCGCCCUGCGCGGUCGGGGACUUCCGCGGGUUCGACGACCAAAAUCCCUACUUUUUGAUCCGGAUUUUCACGACGUUAGGGCUGUCGGACGUGAUAAGCCAGCACCUCGUCCAGUUACUGAGGUCGACCUACGAGUACCAACAGUUGCAGUUCGACAACAACAAUGCGCAUCAUCAAUACGGCGGUGGUGCGGGACUCACCGUCCAGAAGUCGAUGCACGUUUUUAAACCCCGCGGGAUGGAUUUUCAUUGCUUGAAGCAGAUCAACGCGUUGUUGCUACAGGACUUACACAAACCUGACAAGAUCCGGUUGGAGCAAUUAGGCUUCCGCUAUCUAGUCCCCAUCGCCGUGCGGAAGUUGUGCGCGUGGGUGGGAAAAUUCUGUUUGGCGGUUAAUUUCGGGCACAAGAAGUUUUCCGAGAAAAUGCUCUCCAAGCACCAAAACGCCGUGUCCACCCAGGGUGCGGCGAUCCUACUCAACCAGGCUUGCGGGUUACCUUACAACGGCGUGGCCGAAGUGGUUGCGGUGUGGCUGUACCAGCAAAAUGCUACGUCGGGAGAAGUGGGUGGUGGGGAAAGGAAAAGCCGAGUUUCAACCCGGAAGAGCAAAGCUGCGGGAGGUGUUGCGCAACCUUCUCCAGAGGUAGAUCCUGUUGCUGCAGAAGAAGCUCAAGCUGAUGCCAGAAUGACGUUUUCGAAGGAUGCUCCGGGACAAGGUGAGGAAGUUGCCGGUCAAGGUGAAACGGCUGCUACAUCCCCGACCCGGCCAUCAACGGCAGCGGCUGGUGGUGCUGUGGAACCACGGACGUCGAGGAGCUCUACUUCUAGGAAAACGAGCAAGAAGUCUACUGCGGGAGCAACAGCUCCUCUUGCUGCCGCUUCUUUUGCUGCGGCGCAACAAACGCAGCCUGAGGGCGAGGCAGACACCGUCGCGAUCCAGGAAGGGGGCGAGACUGCAACUGCUGCCGCAAGAGCAUCGAGUGCGCGGAAGAGCAAGAAGUCACAGCUUGCUCAGGACACUGAAAGGCAAACCGGUAUGUUCGCUCAGGACGACGGAGAAACUGUUGUGGCACCAGCACAGGAAAUAAUAGAAGCUGGCGCUAUUGACCACGAGCAGGCCGUCCCGGUAGAGCCAACAGCACAGACAAUGCCGCCACAAGAAAUAACCGCCAAACCCGCACAACUAAAGCACGACCGUCGGUCGGUGCUCCGGAGCAAAUCGAACCAGAAGUACGUGAGCAUGCUGAAGCAGCUGCUUGCGACGAAUCGCGCGGACAUGGACACUGCAGCCGUGCACCCCGGGAAUGUCGACGCCUUUAUGGACUCUUUACUCCUGGAAAGCAUCCCCUGGAACGCGGAGGAAGCCGCGGAAACCGUGGAAAAACUCUCGGCGAUUGUCGGUCAAGAGAGCCUACUGCUCUCCCCCGCGGCCGGCGGCAGUUUUCCUGGGCAGCAGCAGCAAAAUAUUAAGUCCUUACUCGCGGCGACUCUGUACAGAAACGCGUGUGAAAAACCGAGCUUCUCGGCGCUGGACUUGUACGUGGAUCUGCUCAAUCUUGCCGCGGGUGGACUACACAAGGUUAAUAACUCCUCGCCAGAUGAUGUGGUUGAUCAGCAGAGCUUGUUGAACAACAAUUCCACGCAGGAAUUAGUACGCGUACAGCAAGAGAAAGACGCGCUCCACGCGGUAUUGCGCCGGGAGAAGACCGCCUCGGUUGGACCCCACUAUUUCGUCGAUUUUUCCGUAUUGGUUUCGCUUCUGGAUCACAAAGCAGCAAGUCCCACAACUCUGUCCUCGAAAUUAUCCUCCCAGCAGCCCGCCUCGCAGGCCACCGGUGCCUCCACGUUGGUGUCCAAUGUAACCGAAAUGGAAGAGGAGAAAGCCGCGGAGUCGCAACAAAAAAAGUGCAAAGCCUACGCUGCGGACUUGGCGCGACUGGAAGAGCAGGUUCUUUGCCGGCCUAGUAUCGGGUUGACGUUUCGAAGAUUUCUCCGCGAGGAAUUUUUCGGCGGGAAAAACAAGACCGCGCUGGAAGAUUUGCAGGUGUUUUAUCAAUUUUUGAGCGACAGCAUGCCGGUUCGGUACACGAAGUUGACAUCGUUAGGACUCCCUGGCGCGACGACUUUAGCGGCGGAAGAAGCAGCUGCUGGGCUCGGUACUCCGAGCGCAGCUGCCGCUCCGACGUCGACGGAUUUGGCAGCCGCGGCCAAAGUGGACCCACGGAACACACUGACCACGAAAAACUUCUCCGUCAUGCCUCUCCCCGGGGAGAAAUUAUCGGAAACGAUGCGGAACACCACUGAUAACAAGACCAGUCAAAUGUUGACCACCGGCGGGAACACGGGCACAACGCCCGGAGCUAAUGUUGCGGGUGAGGGCGAAGCGUCCAUUGUGCUGGAAGAAGGUGUUGGCGGAGAUGAACAACGGGGACAAACCACUUCCAAAACAUCUUCGAAAAAGAGCGUGACAGGAGGAGCUCGACAAUCCGAACAAGUAGUAUCGGGAAGUAAGAAAGUUAAAGUAUCAGGGACAAGACUUACCGGGGCCGCCGCGAGCACUUCUCAGAGUAAGAAACUGUCUUCUAAAAUCGGCGGUCUCCCUGAUCCAGAGUUGUUCGGAUCCGUGGCGCCACCUCCAGGAGGCGACGCAGCAGCCACUGCAACCGCAGACGGCCAGGAACAGGAACAAGAACCUCAGCAGCCCGAUUAUGUUAACGACGAGACCGCAGCGCUGCUGGCCACAGGCGCUAGUACAGGCGUUCUUGCAGCCGGUGAGCAAGUAGAUAUGAUGAGUCGCGCCGGUGAUGUCCCAAGCCCUACGAUCGUUGACCUGCAGAAUUUCGCUUCCCGAAAAAGAACCCAGGAAUUCGAAAUGGAACGGGAAACCAAAACGACCCCCAAGCAGCAACGGUCUGGUGCCGAGUUCACGUUACAGGCGUUGCGGACCAGGUUUUACGCAAAACUGGAGCAGAUUUGGAAGCAGCUCGCGUUGCAGAUGAGUAAAAUUUCCCCUACUAGCUUCAAAUCCGCUUUGCCAAAAUCGCAAUAUCCUGCGUCGCUGCUCCGGCAGACGAGCUUCGAGCAAAGGAUGAAUAACACGAGAAACAGCGAGUUUUAUUUUUUGACUAGGAGGCAAAAAUGCUCUGUCGCGGAAGUCGCCGAAGUUUUGCAGAUGAAAGAAGUGGAAGAGGGAAGCGGUUGGGCAACCGGAUUAUAUCCUCCCGUAGCGGCCCCCGCACAACAACUUCUCGUUUCCCCGGAAGGCGAGGCUGGUUCGAUCGUGAUUCAGGAGGGUGGCGAAGGAGGUGCUGUCGUGGAAGGAGCUGCAGCUUCUGUUCGCAGAACGAGCAAAAAAUCGAAAGGACAGUCGGUCCAAGUGCAACAACCACCUCCGGUGUUGACAAAUGAUGCAGCAACUUCGACGACCGGCAUGGGACCCAUUGCUCAAUCUGCAACCGGUGUUACAGCAGAAGCUAAGACAUCAAGAGCUUCUGCCAGAAACACCGCGGCCAGAGGACCCGCUUCUUUGGCAUUUGGUCUUGCAGGUUCCCCAGACAACGAACAACCCGGAAAUAAAAUCAGUGCUUUUGCUAGCAGUCCAGGAGCUGCAGCUGCGCCGGUUGCCGUUGCGCCAGUUUCUAGUCCCGCUCUGCACCAAGCUCGCGAACUUUUGUUCUCGCCGCAACAGGCCGACAAUACCAGUUCCGAACAAUCCCGUGGCAGCGAAACCGCAAUAAACCUCCGCAACUGGUUCGCACAGCAGGAAAAAGAUCUUUUGUCCUCGCGCGAGAAGACUCUCACGUGGCCGCACCUCUUCUUCAUCGACCACCUGGAUGGCAACGCAAAUUUGAUUCCGAAAGAUGCGUUGGCUCCAGAGGAGAAACCGGGGAACUGCGCAGCGUGUUGCAGUUUCUGCUGCAUCAGAAGGGCGCGGAAACAGAAGGAAGAGACGCGAAGGGGGGUACUCCGGACGAUCAUCGACGAGUUGAAAUACAAAUUUGAUCGGGAUCAGCCGGCGCAGUAAGUAGAGGUCGUGGAAGCGCCAAAAAACUCCUCACUGCGUCGAAACCAAAGACGGCAGGGGAAACGCACAUUUUUUAGUUAACUUUGUUUAUUUCACACGUAGUAUAACACUCCAAUUGCAAUUCCAAUUCCAUUAUAUUUUACAACUUACUUUUUAUUCAACACGGUAAAACUUUAACUUGAAUAUCACGCAAAAUCCAAAUCAAAACAUGUUAGGCAGUUUGUUAUUUUCCGUUUACAGUCACGUUUUCUUUCUCAUCAAACUUAAAUUUUCCAUGUAUUGUUCUACACACACGAAGCAGAAGAAGAAGAACAAAACCACAGGCAGUAAAAUAUUUUUUUUAUCAUUUACACAUCUAUGAGAUUCUACUUUUGCGGCCCAUUUCAUUUUACUGUGAAUCACAAUCCUAAACACGUUUUUACUUAACUUUUGUCACACACACCAUUAGCAAUGCGAAUACUUAGCAACUUCACAUCACCCUCCCUGAAUUAGCGAGCGAUCCGCCUUUCGGCCAUUUCUAUUCACAAAAUUCAAGCACCAAACACAAAGCAUUAAUUUUUCAAUUUUCAACCAAAAUCUCAAGUUCCUAAUUAAGACCAAGAGUGCAAAGCCCACCGAUCUAGAAAAUGAAG